This is a messenger RNA of Phycodurus eques (leafy seadragon), 282 nucleotides long. Its product is annotated as serine protease inhibitor Kazal-type 1-like. The transcript has 4 exons. The record is from RefSeq and is a predicted model, not a curated record. NCBI's taxonomy places the organism in Eukaryota, Metazoa, Chordata, Actinopteri, Syngnathiformes, Syngnathidae. Bases 17 to 259 code for a protein of 80 amino acids. Gene Ontology annotation, molecular function: serine-type endopeptidase inhibitor activity; protein binding.
UCCACCAACAUUCAUCAUGACAGCGAGAGUUCUUCUGUUGGGACUUGUGCUCAUCUGUGUGGUUGCAGACACAGAGGCGUUCCCACUAAAGCCAUACUGUUGUAAAAUAGAUGGGCCAAUAGUUUGCACCACGAUUUACAACCCUGUGUGCGGUACUGAUGGAAAAACUUACUCCAGCGAGUGUAUUCUCUGUGUCUACAACCAGUCAACAAACAUGCCAGUUUGGAUUGCUUACAAAGGAGCCUGCUCUCCUGCUUAGCUGCCCAGCAAGUGGAUAUCAAC